AUGGAUUUUACCACUGAAGGCAGACUGGGAACACGGUGUCUGCUGCUCUCACUCCUGCUCCUCGCAGCCUGGGAGGCAGGGAGCGGCCAGCUCCACUAUUCCGUCCCCGAGGAGGCCAAGCACGGCACCUUCGUGGGCCGCAUCGCGCAGGACCUGGGGCUGGAGAUGGCGGAGCUGGUGCCCCGCCUGUUCAGGGUGGCGUCCAAGGACCGCGGGGACCUUCUGGAGUUGUUUGUGAAUUCUCGGAUCGACCGGGAGGAGCUGUGCGGGCGGAGCGCGGAGUGUAGCAUCCAUUUGGAGGUGAUCGUGGACCGGCCUCUGCAGGUUUUCCACGUGGAGGUGGAGGUGAGGGACAUUAACGACAACCCGCCUGUGUUCUCGGUAAAGGAGCAAAGAAUGUUAAUUUACGAAUCUAGACUGCCGGAUUCUUUGUUUCCACUAGAGGGCGCAUCAGACGCUGAUGUUGGCUCAAACUCUAUCUUAACCUAUAAACUCAGUCCCAGCGAAUACUUUGGGCUAGAUGUGAAAACAAACAGUUAUGGCAACAAACAAAUUGGACUCUUGUUGAAAAAAUCCUUGGACAGAGAGGAUGCUCCUGAGCAUAAGCUGCUGCUGACAGCCACGGAUGGAGGCAAACCUGAGCUCACAGGCUCUGUUCAGCUGCUGGUCACUGUGCUGGAUGUGAACGAUAACGCCCCUACUUUCCAGCAGUCUGAGUACGAAGUGAGAAUAUUGGAAAACUCAGACAACGGAACGACGGUUGUUAGACUGAAUGCUUCGGACAGGGACGAAGGGACGAAUUCAGAAAUUUCUUACUCUUUUAAUAGGCUGGUUCCACCCAUGGUUCUUGAGAAGUUUAGCAUAGAUACAGAUACAGGAGAAAUCGUAAUUCAAGGGAACUUGGAUUUUGAGCAAGUCGAUGUCUACAAAAUCCGCAUAGACGCGACAGACAAAGGACAUCCUCCGAUGGCGGGUCAUUGCACUGUUCUGGUGAAGGUGCUGGAUGAAAAUGACAAUGUGCCUGAGAUCACAUUGACUUCCUUAUCGCUGCCUGUUCGGGAGGACGCUGCACUGGGUACUGUCAUUGCUCUGGUUAGCGUUUCGGACCUGGACUCAGGUGUCAACGGGCAGGUGACCUGCUCCCUGAGUCCCCAUGUCCCCUUCAAGCUGGUGUCCACUUUCAAGAAUUACUAUUCGCUCGUGCUAGACAGCGCCCUGGACCGAGAGACCAUUGCUAACUACCACGUGGUUGUGACUGCCCGGGACGGGGGCUCGCCCUCGCUGUGGGCCACAGCCAGCGUGUCCGUGGAAGUGGCUGACGUGAACGACAACGCACCCACGUUCCCGCAGCCCGAAUACACGGUGUUCGUGAAGGAGAACAACUCGCCUGGCGCGCACAUCUUCACGGUGUCGGCCAUGGACGCUGACGCGCAGGAGAAC
Peromyscus maniculatus bairdii (prairie deer mouse) is the source of this 1440-nucleotide messenger RNA. The record is from RefSeq and is a predicted model, not a curated record. Lineage: Eukaryota; Metazoa; Chordata; Mammalia; Rodentia; Cricetidae.